UCUGGAGAGCUUCUGUCUGUGUAUCUUUUUCUGGAGAAUCUGUUUGACAUCCACAACACACACUCCUCAUUUAUUGCCAGAAACGAUGAUGCUUUAUGAUUUACAUUAUGUGUGUAAUACACACGCACACACGCGCGCGUCUUCCUUUCUGGCCCUCGUUUACCGUAAGAGGAAGCAAUUGCUUUUAGCAUCAAUAAAGGAUUGCAGGAUAAAUAUUUGUUCUUCGUAAUGGGCGACAUGCACCAGCCCAUAAGACAUCCAGAGGUUCAGGUUAUCAAUGAAAGUGCACACGCCUCCCACGCCCCGUUUCCGUGCAGUUCCAAAUCUCAGGUGUUUCCAGCUGCAGCUUCCGUUGCCUUUAACUACAUCCUACCUUUUCCUUCAGACCUUCCCCCUCAACCCUUUCGAGACCGACAGGCACGGCCCAGGGGCGGGUGGCAUGACCUUGGUUCAUCCUCGGCCGCGGAGACACGGCAUGACCUUGGCCAAGUCCCCGCUUCCCCAUCCGCUGACUGGCGAAGCUGGACCGCUGGGUCUCCGCUCCGGCCGCUAGGCGUCCUGCGCGGGUACCCUAUCUCCCCCGGCUUCUUCCGCGCGGCCUCCCCCGAGUUCUACGCCUACGCUGCCGGCGUAGCGGCCGCCUGGAGUCGCGCGGCCGGCUCCUUUCAGACGCUGGUUUCCGCCGCGCGGAUUGGGAGGGCGCGAUUCCCGAACGCGGCCUGCGCUGCGAGCGCGCGGUCGUCCCGCAGGCCGGUGCGGCCUUACGCCGCUGACGCAUCGCGCCCAAGAUGGCGGCGCGGUCGUCGUCGGGGGUGGCGGUGGCAGAGGGGGCGGCGGCCCUGGCGGCAGUGGAGACGGCAGCCGUGACGGUGGCAGCGGCGGCGCGGGACCUGGGCCGGGGGGAAUGAGGCGGCCGUGGCAGGCCAGCGGCGGAGCAGUGUAGCGGAGAAGCUCCCCCUCCCUGCUUCCCUUGGCCGAGCCGGGGGCGCGCGCGCACGCGGCCGUCCAGAGCGGGCUCCCCACCCCUCGACUCCCGCGACCCGCACCGCACCCCCACCCGGGCCCGGAGGAUGAUGAAGCUCAAGUCGAACCAGACCCGCACGUACGACGGCGAUGGCUACAAGAAGCGGGCCGCAUGCCUGUGUUUCCGCAGCGAGAGCGAGGAGGAGGUGCUACUUGUGAGCAGUAGUCGCCAUCCAGACAGAUGGAUUGUCCCUGGAGGAGGCAUGGAGCCUGAGGAGGAGCCAAGUGUGGCAGCAGUUCGUGAAGUCUGUGAGGAGGCUGGAGUAAAAGGGACAUUGGGAAGAUUAGUUGGAAUUUUUGAGAACCAGGAGAGGAAGCACAGGACGUAUGUCUAUGUGCUUAUUGUCACUGAAGUGCUGGAAGACUGGGAAGAUUCAGUUAACAUUGGAAGGAAGAGGGAAUGGUUUAAAAUAGAAGAUGCCAUAAAAGUGCUGCAGUAUCACAAACCCGUGCAGGCAUCAUAUUUUGAAACAUUGAGGCAAGGCUACUCAGCCAACAAUGGCACCCCAGUCGUGGCCACCACAUACUCGGUUUCUGCUCAGAGCUCGAUGUCAGGCAUCAGAUGACUGAAGACUUCCUGUAAGAGAAAUGGAAAUUGGAAACUAGACUGAAACGCAAAUCUUCCCUCUCACCCUGGCUCUUUCCACUUCUCCUCACAGGCCUCUUCUUUCAAAUAAGGCAUGGUGGGCAGCAAAGAAAGGGUGUAUUGAUAAUGUUGCUGUUUGGUGUUAAGUGAUGGGGCUUUUUCUUCUCUUUUUAUUGUGGGGUGGGGGUUGGGUGUGUAAUUUGUAAGUACUUUUGUGCAUGAUCUGUCCCUCCCUCUCCCCCACCCUGCAGUCCUCUGAAGAGAGGCCAACAGCCUUCCCCUGCCUUGGAUUCUGAAGUGUUCCUGUUUGUCUUAUCCUAGCCCUGGCCAGACGUUUUCUUUGAUUUUUAAUUUUUUUUUAUUAAAAGAUACCAAUAUAAGAUGAAAUCGUUCAAGAAUUUGUCCUAUAAUGUGCGGUACAGUUCCGUAGAGUGGUCACUUCCACUGCAGGAUACAUUUAUCUACACAUUAUAUAUCGGACAUAUAAUAUGUAAAUAAAUGACUUGUAGAAAGAGAAAUUUGUUUAAUUUUUCAAGAUUUUUUUCUCUCUUAAUUUGGGCAUUUCUGGAGUUGAGAGCCUCACAAUUAAUAUACCUUUUCGUUUUUGAUGCUAGUGGCUGGGCAGGUUGCCCUGUCCUCUCUCUAUUUCCCAGUUGUUGACUGUAGGUAUGGGAAGUGUUUAGCUACCUUGAUAGUGCUCCCAGGACUCAUGGCCUUUCCUUCUUUAAGCUGUAUUUCCAUACCAAGAAAGAAACAGGAAGAAACCUUUAUUUUAUUUUAUUUUUUUUAACCAAGCUAGGAGCAAAUGUCUCAGCCCAGAUCUGUAAAAACAAUGAUAGAAAUUGAAUUCUGCCCCACAUGUUGACAGUAGGGUUUGAACUGGAUUCCUGGGAUUGCUUAUCUGAAAAACUGGAGCAUCAGGUACCAUUUCUGUCCUGCUGGUUUAGAGUCUUUUCCGUAAUGCUACUUAUUACCGACAACGACCUCUCUCUGUGUCCGUGUAUGCCUUACACCGUGCUGACCUGGAUAUUGUCUUUGUGCUCUGAAGCAUCCAACUGUACUUUGCAGGUGCAUCAAUGUAGUCCUGUCCCUGAACUGGGUAACCAUGUUCCUGAAAAGUACACUGGGGAAAUUCACCUGCUUGCUUGUCUUUGUAAUGGCACGGCACUUGUGAUUGCACCAUGGAGCAUGCUCAGAGCUAUUACAUUGGUCUCCCAUCUCCCACCAGGAUAUGAAAGGUCCAUAUGGGAAGCCAUGUAAUCACUUAUUACAAUGGUUACAUAAUACACUGGCUCACUGCAGACUCUCGUUGUAUUUUGAUACAGGUUUCAUGCUGGCUUCAUUUGCCAAUUGUGUUGUUUAGUUCGGAAGUAAGAGGGUCUUGAGAUGGAGGGAUAGGGAGGAGUACACUGACUGAGCCCUGGCUUAGAACAAGAGAUUAUCUCUAUACCCCAGUGUCAUCUCCUUAGCCAAGAUGUGAAAUUAAAAUCAUAGUUCUCCUUAUUUAAAAAUUCUAAUAAAGCACUCAAACUUUGAAAAACUUUUACUUUUCCCUCCUACUAAAAGAAAUGUAUGUACCUCAUAGCCCUGUGUCAUUUAGUGUUCAGCACUUUUGGGAACAUCAGUUGGUGAACUUUAAAUUUUGUUGUCUACUUGCCAGGCAUGGUGGCUCACACCUGUAAUCCCAGCACUUUGGGAGGCCAAGGCAGGCGGAUCAUCUGAAGUCAGAGGUUUGAGACCAGCCUGGCUAACAUGGGGAAACCCCUGUCUUUACUAAAAAUAUAAAAAUUAACUGGGCGUGGUGGGCGCCUAUAAUCCUAGCUACUUGUGAGACUGAGGCGAGAUAAUCACUUGAACCCGGGAGGCAGAGGUUGCAGUGAGCCGAGAUUGCACCACUGUCGUCCUGCCUGGGCAACAAGAGUGAAACUCCAUUUCAAAAAAGAAAAAAAACAUUGCUAUGUACUCUUUAGUUUACAUCCACUCUCCCAAUCUUGAAACACAGAGCCAAAGAGCAGUUGUAUUCUUGGGAUACCAUGAUACCUCUGGGAAAGGAAUUACAUCCCCAAGGAGAGGUCCCAUUGGAGAAGAACAACACUGUGGAACUUGAAUCUGAAUGCCAACUUCCUAUUCACAUAUCCUUCUUAAAAAUGAACACACUGUUUCUUAUCCUGACCUAGAGCAUUCUAAAGUUCUGUUCAAAUAAAUAAAGAGCAAAAUAAAGUAGAUUUAACCAAGUGCUAAGUGGAAUUCAAGAAACACAUUCUUCCAGAUAAAUACUACCUUUAUGGUCGUAUACUACCGAAAUACUACCGUAUGGUCCGUACAUUUGAAAGUCCUUUGCAGGAAAACAGUCAAUACUCUUUAAAAAUGAACUGCAGGGGUGGGCAUAGUGGCUCACACCUGUAAUCCCAGCACUUUGGGAGGCCAAGGCAGGUGGGUCACUUGAGGACAGGAGUUGGAGACCAGCCUGGCCAACAUGGCAAAACCCUGUCUCUACUCAAAUACAAAAAUUAGCUGGACGUGAUGGUGCAUGCCUGUAAUCCCAGCUACUUGGGAGGCUGAGGCAUGAGAAUCACUUAAACCUGAGAGGCAGAGGUUGUAGUGAGUCAAGAUCAUGCCACUGCACUCUAGCCUAGGUGACAGAUUGAGACUCUGUCUCAAUAAAUAAAUAAGAAAAUAAAACAGACCUGCAGUGCUAACAGUAAUGUAUUUGUUUGUUAAUGGUCUUUGAGUGUGUUUUGACUGGGCUAGUGUAAUAAUAUACUACCCCGAAAGGGCAGUUUCGAUUGUUGUUGGUGUCUUUGGGUCAGGAAAGUGAACUGUGCCAACAAGUAUUUUUCAGUGACAUGAAUGGAUUCCUGUUAAUGCAAUUAACUGAGACACUGUGCUUAUGCCUUCUUAACUGACAAAAAGAGGCUUUGUCCAACAUCAGAAUUGUUGAAACCGGUGCUGUUUUCUGUUGCACUGGGAUUCUGAUGAUCUGGGAUUUUCCCUCCCUGGCACCGUAAACUCCAUGGCUGUCUUUACUGAGAAUGUCAUCACAGUCCUUUAGUGAUACAUUAGUUAGACCCAUGGUUGCAAUACCUUUAUCUCCCCAAAGAAAAGAAUCAAAAGAAAGCACAAAAACUACCCUGUUUGCAGAAUAUUUCAUUGACAUUGAUUUGUCAUUAAUGCUACCAGUGCUGACCUCAUUCAGACUUGGUAGAAACAGAUUCCUGUGUUUAGGGCAGAUCCCUAGCCUCUCGCUCACAGUGAAUUUGCAUGUCCUAGAUUCUGGUUAUUGCUAGAGCAUCCAUUAAAGUCUACCAAACUCAGGACAGAAAAAGAUAGCAGUGGAUUUAAAAAAUUUUUUAGUUUAUAAAUUACAAUCAUUGGGGAAACACUAGUAAGGUCAUGUGGUCUUUUGGACCGGGAUUUUCUCCUCUCUUUCUCUCUCUGUGUGUGUAUAUGUGUGUGUGUGUGUGUGUGUGUGUGUGUGUGUGUGUGUAGGAGGACAGAAGGGCUACCAGGAGGUGUCAACCACGUUAGAUUUUCUGUGGCCUUCCAGAAACAGUGCAGCCCAUGAAACAGAAAUCUUAAUUUUCCUCAUUGCAAAUAUAACAGGAUGGAACAGUUAGUGAAUUGACUGUUCUGUUUUUGCAAGUGUCCACCACUCCAUCCGCCCUGCAUGGAGAGGGCUCUCUCACUGCUAGGUCUAGGCUGAGCCAUCUGGAAGGAUCAAAGGGUGUGGGAGUAUCACCACCUCUCAGGCUGCAGAAGGUCUCGAGGGUGGUGUCACAGCAGGAUUUCCGCCUUCUGCAUUGCGCUGCACAGCCCCAUGGAACGUGAGGCACUUGAGGCCUUGCUUCUUGCAGCCUCUGGGGAGCAGAGUAGGUCACUGCCCUCUGGGAGUGUUUUGCAGUAGUUUUGUAAAUGUGUUGCUACAUAGUCAAGUUCCUUUGUGGCAAAGAAAUAUUUUGUUUUGAUAUUAGGAGCCAGCCCAUGUAUUGCCUCUUAGGCUUGCUUGCUUAGAAGAAAAAAGUCACCCUUUGUGGUUUUUAAAAGAAGAAAAAAAUUCUGUGCUGAUCUGUUCCUCCCCCUGCUCCUUCCCUUUUCUCUACAUACAGUGCUCAUUGGGGGCUCCUGCUAAACCUUCUUAACCAGAGAAGUAAUAGGUACUUGUUAGACCUGAGUGUACGUUUCACAUGUUAUCCUUCACCUAUUUCUCAUUUUCAUCUAGUACUUUCUUAAUGCCUUUGUUGGAGUCCCCAUCCUCAUCUUUAAAAAAAAAAAAAAAAAAAAAACAGCUGAGCCUAAGCCACAUGCACAUUUUUUAGUUGACAAAAAGAUUUAAUAGCCACAUUGUGAUUUUUGCCACAACUGUGUGAUUUAAUAUUCUCCAAUAUCAAGGGUGGAUUUAGAAUUGAAGGAAAUACCUGGAGAAAUCACAGUGGGAUGAAUUUUUGCUUUAAGAGAAAUGAGAGUUGGCUGUAAUUGAUAAUACAGCUUUAUCCUACUCUCAUCUGCAUUUCAGAAAAUAACCCUCAUCUUUACAAAACAUAGGACACUUGUGAGACAGUUAACUCAAGCAGCUAUGGGGAGGGAGGACAUUAUUGAAUGGUGAUUAAAUAAUGCAGAUGGCCCUUCUGUUUCUUAAAGACGGUGGAAGAGGUCAGACUGCUCCGUCGAGGUGGCAGUCAUUUAUUCGGAGUCCUGUUGGAUAGAACCUAUCUCCUCGAGGCUACAGAGGCUUCUAGGAUACGGAGCUGUACAUGUUAGUGACUCAGCCUUGCCUUCAUCAGGGCACCCACCUAACUUGGAGCAAGUGGGAGAGGACUUUUGGUGAGUUUGGUGCUGUUUGGUGAGUUUUGCAGCGGAGACUUCACCAUCCAGGAGAGCUGUGUUUCUUUGUCACUUGGGAUAUCACCUAAAAAUGAAACAUUUGAUAUUUUAAGGUAUUAAAACAAAAAAAAAGUGAAUUGGGGAGCAUUGGCUGCAAUCCCUAAAAGAUACUGUUAUCUGUGCAUCAGGUUGACUUGAGGUCACCACAGGUCCAGGGAGCCCAGAGAGUUUAGGCAUGCUCUCCUUUGGAGGCCAGCAGCCUUUCACAAACCCUGCCUCUAAAAGGGUGGUUUCACAUUUGACCAUGUUUUUGCAUUAGCCUCAGAAACUCUUGUCUUUAGCUGAUAACCUUUGAGGUAUGUGAGAAGCCUAGUUGGAGCAUCUGAGAAAAUGAUACCUCUCACCUUCAAAUUAAUCAAAUAGUUUGUCCUCCUAGUCCCCUUAUAAAUUAAUAAAUGGAGGACCGGGCACCGUGGUUCACGCCUGUAAUCCCAACACUUUGGGAGGCCAAGGCGGGUGGAUCACGAGGUCAGGAGUUCAAGACCAGCCUGACCAGUAUGGUGAAACCCCAUCUCUACUAAAAAUAGCAAAAUUAGCCAGGCAUGGUGGCACACUCCUGUAGUCCCAGCUACUCGGGAGGCUGAGGCAGGAGAAUCGCUUGAACCCGGGGGGCAGAUGUUGCAAUGAGCCGAGAUCUCGCCACUGCACUCCAGCCUAGGCGACAGAGCAAGACUCUGUCUCAAAAAAAAAAUAAAUAAAUAAAUAAUAGGAAGAGAAUCCCAUUUUGUGAUGAUUUGGGCACACUACUUGAGCUGAGGCUAGCAGUCAUGUGAUUUUGGCUGUCUCUGACCUGAAGCUUUUGAAGUAAGAGUUAUGUCUCUUCCCUGAAACUUUGUUUACAGUGAUAAUUUGGUGAGUUUGAGCUUGUCUUAGAAAAUAAGACUGUCCACCUGGGGAGGGGAGCUUACAGGGAACCCAUGUUAACUCAGAAUGCUGAAGAAAGUGCUUUUAGCCAAAAAAGUAAGAUUACUACCUAGAAGGUGGAAAGAAGUCAUUGCUUUGUUCCUCCAGCAGUCAGUUGUUUAAUAAAACUCUAGGUUUCCUUUCGUUUUUCUCCCCAGUUCUUAGUACUAAAACUUAUUUGACUUCUAUCAGGAAGCAGACAAAAAAAGCGCCAUUUAAAACCCUGGAUAGAGGCUUUAAAGGACACAAAAACAGCAGCAUUGUCAUUUUGUUCAUCACCAUUUUGAUGUGCUACCCAUUCUUCCACCCUCCCUUCCUGCCCCCAAGCCUCCCAGCCAGGCCAGGUGUGAAGAUUAUAUUAAUCACUGAUUCAGAGAACAUUAAUUCUUGUCUGGAUUAAUUAUCUACUAAAUUGCUUAUUAUCUGUGACUACCUUGCAGAGAAUAUCUCAACAGUGCAAUAAAUUAGCUCUCCAAGACUUGAGCUUCCAGCCAGGCAUUUAGAUCACUCUUAAGCCUUUGUGGAAUUCUGAGGAAAAAAAGCAAGAUGCCUCCAUGCCAAUGCUGGGCCUUAAGACUCUACUCCCCUCCCUGUAGGGUGGGGCAAGUGGCUCAGCUUUGGAAAAUCAUUUUGCCAGUAAGAUUGCCUGUGAAUCCCUUUAAGAAGUUGUCCUGAUCUGAGCCUGUCUUCCUGAGCACUUUAGUGCAAAAUUGAAAAUGGUAAGCUAAAGCAGUGACAGGUCCACAUAGCCUCUUUAA
Molecule: messenger RNA, 8151 nt
Organism: Piliocolobus tephrosceles (Ugandan red Colobus)
Lineage: Eukaryota; Metazoa; Chordata; Mammalia; Primates; Cercopithecidae
Gene: NUDT3
Product: nudix hydrolase 3
Exons: 5
Coding region: 1071-1589 (172 amino acids)
Biological process (GO): diadenosine pentaphosphate catabolic process; diphosphoinositol polyphosphate metabolic process; diadenosine hexaphosphate catabolic process
Cellular component (GO): cytoplasm; nucleus
Molecular function (GO): diphosphoinositol-polyphosphate diphosphatase activity; bis(5'-adenosyl)-pentaphosphatase activity; bis(5'-adenosyl)-hexaphosphatase activity
Source: RefSeq, a predicted model, not a curated record